Saccoglossus kowalevskii is the source of this 3587-nucleotide messenger RNA. RefSeq names its product tricarboxylate transport protein, mitochondrial-like. Gene Ontology annotation, cellular component: mitochondrion. Gene Ontology annotation, molecular function: citrate secondary active transmembrane transporter activity. The record is from RefSeq and is a predicted model, not a curated record. Lineage: Eukaryota; Metazoa; Hemichordata; Enteropneusta; Harrimaniidae. Gene Ontology annotation, biological process: mitochondrial citrate transmembrane transport.
CAACUCAGCUGGCAGUCUAUGAAAAGCUAUACGUUGUGUCUUUUUAGUUGCAUGGACGCUGCUCCGAUUAGUAGGCUGUAAAUUCACACCGUAUCACAAGAUGACAUCAAAACCAUUGCCACAUGGAUCGGGUCCGUUCCAGGAUCCUUUCGGACGUCAGAGAUCCUUGGCCGUCGCAGCUGGUGCUACUCCACCGACCCAUCCACUGAAGGGAAUCUUAGCUGGUGGUAUAGCUGGAGGUCUAGAAGUCUGCAUCACAUUUCCCACAGAGUAUGUAAAAACACAAAUACAGUUAGAUGAAAGGUCUGCAAAACCUAAAUACAAAGGACCAGUGGAUUGUAUUAAAUACACAUGGAGAAAUUAUGGCUACUUUGGUUUCUAUCGGGGUCUCAGUGUACUUAUAUAUGGUUCCGUUCCAAAGGCGGCUGUCAGAUUUGGUGCUAAUGAGUUUUUCAAAAACCAGUGGCGUCAGCGUAACAAUGGUAAAAUAAGCAAACUUGGUAGUAUGUUUUGUGGUCUUGGUGCUGGUAUAUCAGAAGCCAUCUUAGCUGUCACUCCCAUGGAGACCAUUAAGGUGAAAUUUAUCCAUGACCAGACAUCAACAAAUCCAAAAUUUAAGGGUUUCUUCCACGGAUGUAGAAUGAUUGUACGAAAUGAAGGUUUCGGUGGUAUAUAUCAAGGUGCAACGGCAACCAUCAUCAAACAAGGUAGCAACCAAGCAAUUCGUUUCCUAGUCAUGGACUCGAUGAGGUCAUGGUAUCGAAUUAAAUAUAGCAUUGAUGAGAAAAAGGCACUGAAUCCAUUUGUGACUGCCGCAAUGGGUGGCUUCGCUGGUGCUUGCUCUGUCUUUGGUAAUACUCCUAUUGAUGUGGUGAAAACAAGAAUGCAGGGUCUUGAUGCUCAUAAAUACAAAAGCACAUGGGACUGUAUUGUAAAGAUAGCAAAACAUGAAGGAGGCAAAGCAUUCUACAAGGGUACUGUUCCCCGUUUGACUAGAGUUUGUUUGGACGUAGCUCUCGUAUUUGUACUAUACGAUCAAGUACUUACUCUUAUCAACAAGGUGGAAGGAAUGAUAAAGAAAUAAAAACUUUAUUUAUUUCUAUCACUAAGAACAGGGACUGAGAUUACAGCUAUGUACAACAGAUAGCCUGAAUGAAUACUGUCCUACUAGGAUUAUUAUAUUCACUGAAAUAUAGAAGAAAAAAACGAUUUUAUGUGAAAUAGCAAAUUUGACAAAUUUUCUAGGUAACAUACUUGUAAGCUGUAGCUGGUGUUUUAUUGAACGCAUUUGAAAUACUUUCUUGAAAUGUUUUAACCUGUUUACGUGCCAGUUGUGUGGGUAUCCGUAUAUAUAUUUUCAUAAAUAGGAUGUACCAUUUACUAAAAGGGGGUGGAUAGGUUAAAACAGAUUUGGGGCUGUUUUUAAAUUUAGAAAGACAUUUUCAACACUUUUUUUUCGAUUGUCCUAGCAUAUAAUGCAAUAUGGUUGUACUACUAUUAGUGGAUACAGAGUAGGGAUGAUGAUAGGUGUGCACACUUCUGUAUAUGUAUGUCUUGAGUAAAUUCUUGGGCAAUUUCUUCUACACUUUGUAUCUCAUUGGGUUCAAUCCAUACAUAAAACUAUUGUAUGAUACUGGUAGGAAACCUCUACACACCCCUACAUAUGGAAAUCUGUUUUCCCAAUUUGAAGAUUUAAUAGCAUUCGUAAGGGACCACAAUAACAUUUUCACUGCUACUCAAUUUUACGUUGUUUUUUUUAGUCUGUCAAAAAAAAAUUCUGAAUGCUGUUUUCAGUAUCUUUUCUGCUACCAAUGCAUUUUAUUUUAUUUUAUGGAAUACAAUCUAAAUACAUAACAUUGUAUUGACAGCAAUUCAUAUUGACAAUAAUGUAUAUGAUAUAUAUUGUAUAGUUCUCUGGUGCUUCUUUACCAAGAGCAAACAACAAAAAAGUUUUUAGUGCAUUUUUAAAUAGCUUUCAUCUUUCGCCAGUAAAUAUGAAAUAUCAUUUUCAUCAUUUGGUACUUUUGAUUUUUAUUCUAAUUUUCAUAUUAUCUGUACAGUAUGAUUUCUGUGAUCUGUACAGUCUGAUUGAACCCAAAUGAAAAUUGUCUUUUCAUCAAUUAUUCUCUGAUUUGGUUUUUAUUUCUGUAAACUCUGCUGUUAAAUGAAAUCCGCUAAAUUAAUACCAUGUGAACAUAAAUAAUUACAUUGUUUCACUAAAAAAUUUAUGAAUUUAAUUCCCAGUAAAAAUGAAUGCUUUUACAGUAAACUAAAUGUUUGUGAGAGUUAUACCAUUUAGAAACAUGAAGCUCAUUUUUUACAAAAUUUAGUCAGAAUGAAAUUUGUAUUUUAUCUGUACACCUUAAAUUUGAUGUAUUGAUGUGUUCACAUAUUAAAUGAGACAUUCAACUCAGCACUUGUUAUGAAUCAACAUUAUGUCAAUAUUCCUGCAAGGCUUGCGUAUGUUCAUGGAUGUUUACAUAAUGUUGACUCUCUCAUCAACAUUCAGGUCAACAUGUGUUAUGAAUCAACAUUAUGUCAACAUUCAGCUCAACACGUGUUAUGAGUCAACAUUCAGUUCAACAUGCUUAACAAAACAACGUCAACAUUCAGCUCAACACAUGUUGUGAAUCAACAUUAUGUCAACAUUCAGCUCAACACGUGUUAUGAAUCAACAUUAUGUCAACAUUCAGCUCAACACAUGUUGUGAAUCAACAUUAUGUCAACAUUCAGCUCAACACGUGUUAUGAAUCAACAUUAUGUCAACUUACCUUUUAUACAACAUCAUUUUAUUAACUCAAUACAGUACUAAAUAUUAAGGUCUAAAAGAAUUUGUAUUGAAAUUUUUGUUUUCCUGGAUUUUAAAAGAACUUUCUGUGCAUGUAUGUGCUUUUCAUCAUUUGGGUGCACAGUUACCAUUGAUGUAUUCACCCCUGGUAUCUCAUGGUCCCCCUCAAUAAUACCACCUCUGUCAACAUGAAUGAACUCGUCAGUACAUUUAUAUUUGUUUUGGGAUUGUUUCAUACAACGAAGAACAUAUUAGCACUGUUCUUAGAACACGUUGCUUUUAGGUGUGAACUUGAUAAUGUAGUUCAUAUUUGUUUUCUUUAAAAUGCCAAGCAAUAAUUCAAUUCAGUGAUCAUAUUUGCAACUAAACCUGGUACUGUACUGUAGAGUUCAGUUUUUUUUAGCGAGAAUUGUUUUUGUUCAUAUGUCUUGUAUUUGUAUUCAUUAUUGUAUGCAUUUUGCCAUUGACAAUAUUCACCUCUGAAACAAAAAUCUAUUUCACAGUUUUAAACAAAUUUGGUGUGAAACAUUGGCAGAAAACGACUGAAUUCUUGGUGAAUUCUAUGUCUUGUGGUGGCGCUAUUCAUUAUUGGAAGUGCUUUUCUUUUAAACUGACCGGUGAUACUACAUACUAGUAUAGUAUGAUAAAUUAGUCCCAUGGUGUGGCUUGGAUAUUCUAUUUUAAAUGUACAUGUAGGUUCAGGGCUUAGGGAGCACAUGGAGGAUGAUUUACAAUAUGAUUUUAAAUGUUUGUGUAACUAGUGAUUUACCAUUGUCAAUAAACUUAUGAAGGAGUGAGA